GACAUUCUUUAUCCAGAAAAACUUGACGCAACGCGUGAUUGGCAACAAUCAUCACACAAAGAAGGAGAGAGAGAGAGAUGUCGUACUUGCUACCGCACUUGCACUCCGGCUGGGCCGUCGAUCAAGCAAUCCUCGCCGAGGAGGAGCGUCUCGUCGUCAUCCGAUUCGGUCAUGAUUGGGACGAAACUUGUAUGCAGAUGGAUGAAGUACUUGCUUCAGUUGCAGAGACCAUAAAAAACUUUGCUGUUAUAUACUUGGUGGACAUCACAGAAGUACCAGACUUCAACACAAUGUAUGAACUCUAUGACCCGUCAACUGUAAUGUUCUUUUUCAGGAACAAACAUAUCAUGAUUGAUCUCGGUACUGGUAACAACAACAAGAUCAACUGGGCCAUGAAGGACAAACAAGAGUUCAUAGACAUUGUUGAAACUGUCUACCGUGGGGCCCGGAAGGGACGUGGGUUGGUAAUUGCACCCAAAGAUUACUCCACCAAGUACCGCUACUAAACUCAUUCGGGUGAGAGUUUCUGUGGAUUUGAACUGUGUAUUGGAAGAUUUAAAACUGGCUGUGACUUUUGAAUUGUUAUAACAUGUGUGUAAUUGUCGUCUUGUGAAACUAUGUUCUGAGAUUUAACAACUUUGCUUAAAUCAUAAUGUGUGACGAUAAGAAGUUGGAUAA
Helianthus annuus (common sunflower) is the source of this 678-nucleotide messenger RNA. RefSeq names its product thioredoxin-like protein YLS8. The transcript is spliced from 2 exons. Bases 78 to 506 code for a protein of 142 amino acids. The record is from RefSeq and is a predicted model, not a curated record. NCBI's taxonomy places the organism in Eukaryota, Viridiplantae, Streptophyta, Magnoliopsida, Asterales, Asteraceae. Gene Ontology annotation, cellular component: U5 snRNP; spliceosomal complex; U4/U6 x U5 tri-snRNP complex. Gene Ontology annotation, biological process: mRNA splicing, via spliceosome.